AUGUCCUCCUUAGUCACCUACCUCGUAUGGCUCUUCGUCGGCCUCGGCUUCGUUCUUGCCGCACCCGCUGAGCAGUUUGCAGACCACCCCACUGCCGGUCCGUAUCCCUACUCCCUCCAGAUCCAGGUCGAGGAGGUAGAUACCAAGUACUACGUGUGGGACAUCUUCCAGGGACCUAGCGGCGUAGCCGUGAACCCCUGUGGAGACACUCGCUUCGAGAAGGUCUAUCAUGGCGAGCCCGGAUGGCAUACCAACAAGCCAGACAUGGACAGCCCUCCUUACCCUAAGAACUACUUGCCGUUCGUUCCCGAGUUCGAGGUCCCGAUCGAGUACGGCAACCGCGGCGACUGUGCCUACCACGCUACUGGUAAAGACGCGGGCCAGUUCCGUUGCGGCGACUACUACAUAAUCGACUGCGCCAAGGACCCUCGAUAUGGACAACAAGUUUCCUGCGGUAACCCGCGUCCACGCUACGCUGUGGCCUGGUACUGCGAGUUCUAG
This is a messenger RNA of Alternaria arbusti, 501 nucleotides long. RefSeq lists its product as uncharacterized. The transcript has 3 exons. The record is from RefSeq and is a predicted model, not a curated record. Bases 1 to 501 code for a protein of 166 amino acids. NCBI's taxonomy places the organism in Eukaryota, Fungi, Ascomycota, Dothideomycetes, Pleosporales, Pleosporaceae.